UCAUUGCAUAUCGCAUGUUUGGGUUUUUGUAUGAUUAUCCUUCAGUAAAUAUUUAUUUAUUUACUUGGGUUUUUAUUAAAUCGAUAUAUUGAAGCAUCACUGCAGGUUACUACAUUGCGAAUAGUAUACGUUCUUUCUCUUCUUUGGUAAACAGUAACAUACAAAAAUAGAUCCUGCUGCCGUUUCACUGUUAUGCAGCUAGUAUUGAAUGUAAAGCAACUUGCUCAAAGAAGAUGUCUGAAAAAUCUUAUCACGUAUUAAAAACAACAAAAAUGGAAUUUGGCGGAACUUGUGGCGUAGCUGCCAUGAUUGUUUCCCUGCCUUUGACUGUUUACACCAUCAACCUUGCCUGUGAUAAAGAAAGCUGUUCGAUUACAAGAUUGCCAAAGUUUCCUAGCUUUUCAUAUUUCUUUGAUGUGGAAGCCACUUACAUAUUUUUUGGAUGGUUGGCAUUUCAAGUGGUUCUUAGUUUGCUUCCAAUUGGUGAGGUUGUUCCUGGACAACCACUGAAAUCGGGGAAAACACUGAUAUAUAGAUGUAAUGGUUUUCAUGCCUUGUUGAUCAGCUCUGCAGCCUUUGGUUUGGCAGUCUACUGUGAUGUUCCACUGACCAUCGUUUACGACAAGUUCUACCAAAUACUAACAGCAGCCUUGGUGUACUCUGUGUUCCUGAGUAUAGCAUUAUACUUCAAAUCAACAUUGGUUGCAAACUACAAGCUGGCCCCUGGUGGAAACACAGGAAGCAUUAUUUAUGACUUUUUCAUGGGGCAUGAAUUAAAUCCACGAAUUGGAAGCUUAGAUUUGAAGUUUUUCUGUGAGCUACGUCCAGGUUUGAUUGGAUGGGUUAUGCUGAAUUUCGUCUUUGUUCUGAAAGCAUAUCAAGAAACUGGAACAUUUCCUCCAGCACUUACCAUGGUUACAGCAUUUCAGACAUUAUACGUGGCUGAUGGUCUCUAUUUUGAGAGUGCCAUUCUGACAACAAUGGAUAUUAUGCAUGAUGGCUUUGGAUACAUGUUAAUAUUUGGUGAUCUGGUGUGGGUACCUUUCUUGUACUGCCUACAGACCCGCUAUCUACUGGAGCACCCUACAGAGUUAACGUGGUAUACAAUGUGUGGCAUUGUUGCACUCAACUUUGUAGGAUAUUACAUCUUUAGAUCUUCAAAUUCUGAAAAGAACGAGUUUAGAAAGAAUCCACAUGAUCCUAAGUUUGCUAAUUACGAGACGAUUCCAACAGUGUCUGGCAAGAAGCUGCUUGUGUCUGGUUGGUGGGGAAUGGUUAGAAAACCCAACUACCUGGGUGACCUGUGCAUGGCUCUGGCCUGGUCUUUGCCUUGUGGAUUAAAUGCACUGACCUACUUCUAUCCAAUCUACUUCCUGAUCUUGUUAGUGCAUCGAGAAAGACGGGAUGGUAAUGAAUGCAAGAAGAAGUAUGGAUCCAGUUGGGAUCGCUACUGUCAACGUGUUAAAUACAGGAUCUUUCCUCACUUGUAUUGAGUGUGGAGUUUAAUGUUUGGAGCACUUUCCACAUGAAGUAACAAAAUCUGAGGCAGAAGACCUGUAGUGAAUACUGCCAAGUGCUAUUAAUGUUUCUAUGAACAUCUGUUUAUUAGAGUGGCAGAAUAUAUGCUCAAGUUCUUUAAGUUCCUCCAUACUUUUAAAUCUCUAUUCACGUUUCCUCAGUUUCCGGUGAUAUUGUGAUCUUUUUGUGAAAAUAUGUCUGAAUAAACUUUGUCACAAUAUACUGUCAUAAUUAGUCGAACCUUUAGCAAAUUGUGUGUUUGCCAUUAAAAAAAAAGAAGAAACUCCCAUUGGCAAGGUGAAUCAAUGGUUCCUGUUGCCAAACUGCACACCAGAUUGCUAUAUAAAUAUAAAGUGAUAUGUUACUUGGUGUUCCUGAAAAGAAAAAAGAAAGAAAGAAAUGUUUUAUUUAACGACACACUCAACACAUUUUAUUUACGGUCCUGAAAAGAAGAAAGGUCGAAGAAAACUGUUAUUGGUUACAUCACAGCUAAAGUGUGCAAGAAACCAACUACUGGUAUUAACAUCAGCUGAAGUGUAGUUUGAUUAGUGUUUCUUUGUAUAUUUGCAUAUCAAAGAUCCCUUGCUGCAUUAGAAAAAGUGUAGUGGGUUUCCUCUCUAUGACUGAGUCAAAAUGACAUGCAGUAGCCGAUGAUUAAUAAAUUAAUGUGCUCUAGUGGUGUUGUUAAACGAAACAAACUUCUUUGUGUAUUUCAUCAAUUAAAAUACCCUACCCCACCCCAUCUGUGGAGGAGCAGUUAAAUGAAAAACUUAAUUUGGUCAUCCUUACGGGGAAAAAAUGUGUAAUUACUGUAGCGAACUACUGUGAUAUAAACAUAAUAUUUGUUCCAUCCUUUUGGAAUAAUAGUAUCUUCCAUUUGAUUUUUUCUAAUAAAAAUCCUUUUUUAAUUUUUUGUAAUUUACACACUUAUUAUUAGCACCAUAGGCAAUGAUUUUCUUUAGUACUAACAAAUGGUUUUUGUUAUUAAUUGGAGAAAUAAUUGUAAUCAGACAGAUUUAGUCUCCUAAAUAGCAUUUUUAAAUGCAAAUAUCAUUAGGAAUAUAUAUUUUUACUGCAGAAGAUGUCAUUGGGAAUAUGUCUUUUAAUGAUGAAAGUAGUGCUGUCACUUGGAGUACAUCAAAUAUUUAGUGUGUGAUGUAUGUUUUAAUAUUUUUUAUUUGUUCUGUUUGGUUUGUAUUUAUAUGUAUUAUUUGUUAAAAAUAAAUAGAUUAAAAA
This is a messenger RNA of Gigantopelta aegis, 2754 nucleotides long. RefSeq names its product delta(14)-sterol reductase LBR-like. The record is from RefSeq and is a predicted model, not a curated record. Lineage: Eukaryota; Metazoa; Mollusca; Gastropoda; Neomphalida; Peltospiridae. Gene Ontology annotation, molecular function: oxidoreductase activity, acting on the CH-CH group of donors, NAD or NADP as acceptor. The transcript is spliced from 9 exons. Gene Ontology annotation, biological process: sterol biosynthetic process. The coding region runs from base 234 to 1493 and encodes 419 amino acids. Gene Ontology annotation, cellular component: nuclear inner membrane; endoplasmic reticulum membrane.